This is a messenger RNA of Naegleria lovaniensis, 1743 nucleotides long. RefSeq lists its product as uncharacterized. NCBI's taxonomy places the organism in Eukaryota, Heterolobosea, Eutetramitea, Acrasida, Naegleriidae. Bases 1 to 1743 code for a protein of 580 amino acids. The record is from RefSeq and is a predicted model, not a curated record. The transcript is spliced from 5 exons.
AUGACCGUAAGAGACCUCCGAAAGCACACAACACUGACUCCGAUGCUCGCACAUGCAAUUUGCAAAUCCAUGUAUUUAGCAUGUGUGAUGGCAGUGGUUAUUAGCAUCUUCUCAAAUCAGAUUGACGCUGCCAAACCAAAGAGUACUGGACAAGCAUCGUCCUAUCAAGUUUCCAAAUUGUACAGCUCGAAUCAACAUUCCAAAUUAACCUACCAUGCAGCAGUUGUGGAUUUUGCUCCUGUUUCCUUUCCUUUUCAAUUUCCACAAUUAAAUUCAGAAACUGCAAGAAAAAUUCUGAAAUCCAAUUUGGAUGAAUUUGAGAAAAUUAUUAUGGAUAUCAUGAAUCAUUCCACAACUUUAGAUCGACCGGAUAUUAUUGUAUUUCCAGAAUAUGCACUCUUUGGUCCUGGUUUGACUGAGAGAGAAAAGUUACGAUUAUUCUUUGAACCCAUUCCCAAUCAUUUACCAGUCACCAAUAUUUGUGGUUCUUCCCAAUAUGAUCAAUAUUAUAUUUUAAAAAGAAUAAGCUGCUUAUCUGCCAAGUUUGGCGCUUAUAUUGUGUUCAACAUGGGAGAUGUUCAAAAGUGUAAUCUCAAAACUAAUAAGAAUUGUCCAGCAGAUGGAAUGUUUUUAUUCAACACAAAUGUAGUAUUUGAUAGAAAUGGAAGUCUCAUCUCAAAAUAUCAUAAAACUCAUUUAUACUUUGAGAAUGGUAUUGAUCCAGGCGAUGGAACACCCGUGUAUUUCGAGACUGACUUUGGUGUUAAAUUCGGAUUACUCAUUUGUUUUGACAUUAUUUUUGAAGAACCUUUAAAUUCUUUAUUGAACGAUAUUAAGGUCGAUGCCAUUGCAUUUACAAGUUGGUGGGUGAAUUUUCCUCCCUAUUGGAAUGCACUUCCAUUUCAACAAGCUCUUUCCUAUACCUAUGGAAUCCAUUUGAUUGCCGCUUCGAGUGGUACAUCCUAUACCUCCUCUGGAAGUGGUAUUCACAUGAAAGGAAAAUCCAUGGGAGUUUAUAAUCCAAGUUUUAAAGGACGUUCACAAACAGUCUCUUCUCAAACAAGUUCAGCUGCUACAUAUUCAGUGACGACCAUGAAUGAUCAACUUGUCAAGACGAAACGUGUGGUGCCCAUGCAAGACAUGAGAAUGCUUUCGGAUCGAUCGAAUCCACAACACCAACUUACAAGUUUUACAUUUGCUGAUCCAAAUCAUUCAAAUUUUUCGACCAUCAUUCCAUUCAUUCCUGUGAAAGGAAAGAGUUAUGACUUUCCCGAGAUUGUUGCUGGUUCAACAAGUUGUAAUUUCAAGUUUACCGUUUCACCUUUUUCUAAUAUUACCGAAAAUGAUUCUAAUAAUUAUUUUGCAAUGGUUGUGACCGAUGGCAAAGUAUUCAAACCAAAAUUUGAACAAGCCAGUUGCUCUGUCAUGAAGUGCGGAUCCUAUCUUAAUUGUUUCAUUUUCUUGGAAUGGAAAUUAUUAGUGAAAGAUUCCGAAGUCGUAUUAUCAGACUUGACCAUUGAAAUGCAAGCCAUGGAAAAUGAAUGGAGAGAAGAUGUGUUUCCCAUGCUGCUGGGAGAUCAAGGAAACUUAUUUAUUGGAGAUUUACAUUCGUCGAGCUUUUUUAAAACCAAUGCUGCGUUGAAUAUGCAAACAAACAAGACACCUGCUUAUGUGAGUGUGAAAAAUGUUAAAAACAAAUUUUUAGGUGGCACGCUUCUCUCACUGAAAAGACCAAAGAAAUAA